GCAGAACCCGAAAACCGUGCUCUACUCAGCCUGAAGAUUCGACAACCUAACGAUUUUGCAAGCUGCUCACAUUGUUCCUCGUGAAGCGCGCCAUGGUGAGGAAUGGCGGUCGAAGUUCAACUGUACAAAGCAGGCCAGGCCUGAGGAAGAAGAUGGAUAAGCAGUGCUUUUCUGAUUUUGGUCAACUGAGGACAGCUCAGCCUUGCAUGUGUGAUACUGGGAGUUCGUUUAGUCCUUUGGUGCCUGCAAAGUGCUGAUUUUUGUCAAGGGGCGACCUAGCUGAUUGAAUUGAGAGGAACAUGGGCAGCUAUGUGCGCACGGCAAGAGAAGAAAGCAGCGACGUUGAAGAUGGUGUUGGGACGUCUGCCCCUUCUCACAGACUGCCUCUUGAAGUCGACAACGGCCCCAACAAGGCCCCUGAUGCCAGUGUGUCCGAGGAUGGGGACAACGAGGCCCUGUUGAGGGGGGAGUUUCACAGGCGGUCUGCCUGGAGGGAACUGCUUUACCUGGCGGGAUUUGUGGUAACAUCGGUGGUGCUAUUAUGUGGGGUUGUGGGAGGGGGAGUAUUCUUAUAUCUGGCAGUGUCAGCCGAGUCGGGGUUUCAUGACAGCAUACCCGGGCAUCUGGCGACGUCCCGCCUCAACCUCAGCGCCCGGCUGCCAGAUUCGCUCUUUCAAGGGGUCCCCCGAAACCUGCACUACACAGUAGAUGACAGGGACAUCACGGCCACAGAGACUGUUUUCAAUUACAACAACUUCUUCGAGUUCUCGACAGACAAGAGGGUAGCUAAGUUCAUCGGGCCUCGUGCAGCCGCGAUCGGGAUGACGCCCAACCCUGCCUGGACCGUGCGCUUCGACGGGCUGACGCAGGACGGGGCCUCCUUGGACGUGAACCUCGCCACCAUGCUCGCAAACACCGGCCCGCUAGAGGAGCGCCUCUACAGGCACAGGUGCGUCGAGGCGUGGAGCAUGGUCGUCCCGUGGAUCGGCUUUCCCCUCUCUCGGUUGCUGGACAUGGUCCCCCCCUCCGCGGACGCUCAGUACGUCCGCUUCGAAUCGUAUGCCGUCCGAGCGACCGCCAGCGCGUUCAGCGCGUACCAGUGGCCGUACGUGGAGGCGCUCACGCUCGCGGAGGCGCGCAACGAGCUCGCGUUCGUGGCCGUGGGCAUCUUCCAGCAGCCGCUGCCGCCGCAGAAUGGCGCCCCUCUGCGGCUGGUGAUCCCCUGGAAGUACGGCUUCAAGUCGAUCAAGACGAUCGUGCGCAUCAGCUACACUGCGGAGCGGCCGCGCACCUUUUGGGAGAAGGCGGACGGGGUGGAGUACGGCUUCUGGGCGAACGUGAAUCCGGACGUUCCCCAUCCCCGGUGGUCGCAAGCGUCGGAAUGGUCCAUACCGGACGGGCCUUCCUUGCCGACGAAGUUUUACAACGGCUAUGCUGAGUUCGUUGAACAUUUGUACGAUAAAUUACAGGACGAGAAUCUUUUUUUGAAAAGAUAGACAUGAUUGACUUUGACGAGUUCUCUUCUUACGGCCCCGCAUUCAAAACAAUCGACGUCAACUCGAAAGAGGGAUUGCCAUGCGAUGCAGGACUGUCUGCAUUAGAAUCACUGCGCGUUGCUAAAUUAUCCUUGAUGGCUGCAUGCCACGUUUUUUAUCAGAGCCUUGCAUGGGGCGGCUAGAGCUCAAUCCCCG
Molecule: messenger RNA, 1691 nt
Organism: Klebsormidium nitens
Lineage: Eukaryota; Viridiplantae; Streptophyta; Klebsormidiophyceae; Klebsormidiales; Klebsormidiaceae
Source: the annotation of a GenBank genome assembly